UUUUUUCUACGUUUUAAGUGCGUGUGAGUCUUUUGCUUUGUUGGGGAAACUGGAUCGGUGAAAAACUUAAUUCGAAAGCUGAUUGUUUUGUCGUUAUUUGCCUCCCUGUUGACGAGGACGUUGGCAGCUACUGUGACUGACUUUAUGUAUCGGAUCAUCUUAAUUUUAAUAUCGUUUACUGGGUGUCUACAACUGGUGUGACCGGGGGCAGAGACAACCGUUCUGUGACACCGGAUUCCCAAAAAGCCGAAAUGAUCACAAGAAAAAGAGCGCGAGUUGGGUCCAAGCCUGAAGCGAAGCCUAACGUUACCACCUGGCCACUGGAAGUUGAUACAAGUGAAGAAAUCGAAGUCACUGACGACGUGCAUACGUCUCCAUUUCAGUAUUCCUCACCAGAAAGCGAUAAUACGCCCGGUUUGGAGCUUGAUUUAUUGAAUAUAGACGAUUUUAAUUGGCAGCUGGACAAGGACACAAUUGCUUCAUUUUUUGACGAAGGCGGGAGUGGCUUGCAGGAUCUUUCAACACCGACAUCAUACGGAAGCUAUGGAGGCAGCGAAGCGCUCUCGUUUUCCUCCUCACCUGGAGCAGUGGAGUCACCGAGGUGUAGAAGUAACAUGCCGGUGCGGAUCAACAAGAAUGCCAUCGCGGCCAGGAUGAAUCGUCUGAAGAAGAAAGAAUACGUGAAUGGAUUGGAGAACAAAGUCACCUCUUUAGCGGCGGAGAAUCGGAAUCUCAGACAGGAGAACGAGCAUUUGAACAAGAGGGUCGAAGAACUGGAAGACGAGGCGAGGUACCUCAGAGCGGUAUUGGCUAACGAAAGCACGUUGGCCCAACUUUUGUCUAGACUCGGCGGUGUGAAUGGCAUGAAAGUGUCUACCUCGCUUUUCCAGGAACCCAACAAACACGACCACGAUUACGCCCUGCCGAGAAAAAGGGUGAAGGUUGAGGAGAAGGACACACCUGGCGGCGUCUGUCUCCACGUUGACAAGAAUCACGUCUCUGUGGAAUUCUGCACUAAGUGCGCAGAAAGUGCAAGCACGGCACUUAAAAUGUAGGGUCAAGUAACUUUCAUUGUCUUUCAGAGCUUUUGAGACUGAACUUGAUAAUAGAAAAAAAAAGUGUUUAGAUGAACUACUGGGGGACAUGCCUGUGAACGGUUUUUAAGCAGUGUAAGAAUGUAAAGAUAUAUCCUAAAGAGCAUGUGUGCGGUAGUUUGUAAGCAUAUGUGAUCACUAAUUUCAUACAAGUUACUGCUAAACCUGUUGACAGUUUUCUUCUAGGUGGUUGAUCUGCCAUGCGGGAUAUGGGUUACAGAACAUCCCUUGACUUCAGGACUCCAUGUGGAUUCUGCUGGGGAAUGCUGAAGAAACGGGACCAGUGGCAGCCUUCUUGGCCCGGUAUAUGUUAAAAGGUAGUAUGCGAGAUGGUGUAAGUUGUUUGCAGUUUUCACCACACCACAAGUGUUGAACAUUGUAUAUUACGGGUGAUAUUGAUUUUAUCUGAUGCAUUGUAAUUCACUGAAUGCGAAAAGACAGCAAUAUAUACUUUUUCCCAGUUUUUGUUGUUAAAACCAGGGAGUAGCGCAAUCACAAAGUGACUCGUAGGAUUAGUGCAUUACGGGUAGAUAAAAUGGAGGUUUUUACAGAAUGGACUAUUGACUUAUACAUUGACCAAAGAAAGGUCCCUGGGUUUCUUAGUUUAUGAAGAAUUUGAGGAACAACUUGUGCCACUAAAGGCAGAUUAUCCUAGGCUUCUUUUUAUUUCUUUUUGUGUUUUUUUGCCUAAAAUGUAAGCAGUGUUCCAUUUACUUGGGAAUAAAAGUGUCUUACAAACA
Molecule: messenger RNA, 1834 nt
Organism: Conger conger (European conger)
Lineage: Eukaryota; Metazoa; Chordata; Actinopteri; Anguilliformes; Congridae
Gene: crebzf
Product: CREB/ATF bZIP transcription factor
Exons: 3
Coding region: 252-1055 (267 amino acids)
Cellular component (GO): nucleus
Molecular function (GO): DNA-binding transcription factor activity, RNA polymerase II-specific; RNA polymerase II transcription regulatory region sequence-specific DNA binding
Source: RefSeq, a predicted model, not a curated record